UGUCAAUCAACCAGCGAAAAAAGUCAAAAGUCCACAAAACAAAAGUAGGAGGACCAAUUUGAAACUUCUAUAAUUACCUAAAAGUAGUAUAACGGCUCGAAUAAUCAUUUCCCAAUCAAGCGAAAAUAAUAUAUUCUUCUCCUCUGCUUCUGCUACACUUCUGGCGUAAACCUUUGAACAACCUUCCAAAUCGGUCGUCCAUGGCAGCAGCUCUCCUUCAGGUGCUCUUCUUACAGGGGUUGUAGGAUCCUUGUGUUACAUAAAUGGGUCAAAAGCUUCAUUCUUUAAUGGAAACCAAGAGACUGGUGUACCUUGUAGCAGUGGUAUUUGCUGUUUUUAUGAUGUUCCAGUAUUUAGAGUUUCCAUAUGGUGAUGUUAUAUCAUCUUUAUUCUCUGCAAACAGUGCACAAAAACUCAAAAAUGGAAGCUUCCCAACUAAAGAUUCAUCUCAAAUCCCUCAAAUUGUUAAAAACAUCACUCAUUUUCAUGGAUCUAGUUACACAAAGCCUGUUAGUAUACCUUCAAUUCUUCUUCCACCAUCAAUUUCACCAUCUCCACCAAUAACAUUGAAUACUACAACACAAAGUGAUCCUAAAAAAGACAUAGAUGCAUCAAAAUCUUUCCAUGAUUUUGAUAAAUCAUCAUCUGCAAAUGAAGUUGCUCAAGUUAAGGGAAGUAAUGAUCAUGGGACAAUGGGGGAAGUAGUGACAAUUUCAGAGAUGCGUGAGAUGUUAGGUCAUAAUCGUGCUUCAUUUCGUUCAAUGAAACCAAGAUGGUCUUCAGCAGUUGAUCAAGUAUUAUUGGAUGCAAAAUUUCAGAUCGAGAAUGCUCCUGUCAUUGAAAAUGAUCUCACACUUGAUCCUUCCCUUUAUGUUAAUGUUUCAAGGUUUAAAAGGAGCUAUGAAUUAAUGGAAAAAACACUCAAGGUAUACAUAUACAAGGAGGGAGAAAAGCCUAUAUUUCAUCAACCACAAGCAGUGCUUAAAGGAAUAUAUGCAUCUGAAGGAUGGUUUAUGAAACACAUGAAAGCAAGCAAACAUUUCGUCACUAAAAAUCCAAAAGAAGCACAUCUUUUCUACUUACCUUUUAGCUCAAGAAUGUUGGAAGAAAAAUUAUACGUUGUUGAUUCUCACACUCACAAAAACUUGAUUCAGUAUUUGAAGAAAUACCUUGAUUUAAUUUCUGGAAGAUACAAUUUCUGGAAUAGAACUUCUGGAUCUGAUCAUUUCCUUGUUGCAUGUCACGAUUGGGCCCCAUCUGAAACAAAGAAAUACAUGAACAAUUGCAUUCGCGCAAUGUGCAAUUCCGAUGUCAAAAACGAAGGAUUCGAAUUAGGAAAAGACGUUGCAUUACCUGAAACAACGAUUCAAUCAGCAAAAAAUCCAUUAAAACAGUUCGGUGGUCAACCGCCUUCAAAACGGUCAACCCUCGCCUUUUUCGCCGGCCGAAUGCACGGAGACCUCCGCCCAAUUCUCCUACGCUAUUGGGAAAACAAAGAUCCUGAAAUUAAAAUCUUCAAAAAACUCCCGAAAUCCAAAAACAAUAAAAACUAUAUCGAAUACAUGAAAUCUAGCAAGUUUUGUAUAUGUGCUAAAGGGUAUGAGGUCAAUAGUCCAAGGGUAGUGGAGGCUAUUUUCUAUGGGUGUGUUCCCGUGAUUAUUUCGGACAAUUUUGCCCCUCCGUUUUUUGAGGUUUUGAAUUGGGAAUCGUUUGCGGUUUUUUUGAAGGAGAAAGAUGUUCCGAAUUUGAAGAGUAUUCUUGUGUCGAUUUCGGAUUCGAGUCACUCUAAUAAUCGAUCAUUAUGCACAUAUACGCAUGAACUCUGUAAUUAA
Molecule: messenger RNA, 1832 nt
Organism: Lactuca saligna
Lineage: Eukaryota; Viridiplantae; Streptophyta; Magnoliopsida; Asterales; Asteraceae
Source: the annotation of a GenBank genome assembly